AUGGCCUCGUACAAUGGACACAGGGUCCUGUCAGGCCCACCAGUGAGCGCGCGAGGUGCCUCUGGGUUGACGAGACUCUUCGCUUUCGCUCAGCCCUUCUUUGCGACGUCAACACCGCUUAUUGGCGUGCACCCGUCAAUGUCGACAUAUGUACGCUACUACAACAACAACAACAACAACAACAACAACAACAUCAUCAUCAUCAUUAUCAUAGUACCAGGCCGUGCGAAUGGACCGCCGGUCGGUGGCAUCAUGGCCAACAACAAUACCCCGUCUUUCCUCCCCACCGUUGCAUAG
This is a messenger RNA of Colletotrichum destructivum, 297 nucleotides long. RefSeq lists its product as uncharacterized. The record is from RefSeq and is a predicted model, not a curated record. Lineage: Eukaryota; Fungi; Ascomycota; Sordariomycetes; Glomerellales; Glomerellaceae. The coding region runs from base 1 to 297 and encodes 98 amino acids. The transcript is spliced from 2 exons.